ACAGCAGCAAAAACACAAGAGAGCAACAUCCAUUGUCAUUACAGAUUCAGGUGUCGCUGCUGCAGGUCGAUGAUCCAUGUCUUUUAAGUGAAUGGGAAAUAGACUCGUGAAAUUGCUCAAUAUAAAAAUUAUUAUGAAAUUUAAGCUAAAAUGAAAAAGAGAAAGGGGUGAAAAAAGAAACUCUCCACGCUUCUUCCUCGCACAGUCCCACAGGAUUGUGCGAUUUGUUUCUCAGUGCUCAGCUCCCUUUGAUCUUCCUUCACUCAAACCAUUUACCACAUCGCCACGUCAAGCUGCCGCAGUCCCAGGCCAGCUUAGCUUCCUCUCACUAAAUCAAUGAUUUGAACUCCCUAGGCCAUGGUGGAGACCGUCAACAAUUUGCUACAGCCGCAGGCCCAGGCGGCUUGGAGGGAGCUGAGCACAGGCGAGCAGCUGAGGGCCGCCACCAUGCUGCUGGACACGGUCGAGCAGGGGGCCUUCGUCCUGGCUGAUAACCUGCUCAAGACGGACAUCGUGCAAGAGAACACCGACAACAUCCAGCUGGAGGUAGCGAGAAUGAGCACAGAUGGGAAUUUGCCUGAUCUGAAGUUCCCACAAUCCGGAGGACAAGGCAACUCUAUCCACCUCUCAGCGAACACACUGAAGCAGCACGGAAGAAACGGUGAAAUCCGAAUAGCGUUCGUCCUGUACAAGCACAUCGGGGUCUAUCUUUCAACUGAGAACGCCAGCAUGAAGCUGGGCAGCGAAGCCCUGGCCACCAACUACUCUGUGAUCGUCAACUCGCCGGUCAUCACAGCCGCCAUCAACAAGGACUCUAACAAAGUCUACCUCUCUGACCCGGUCAUUUUCACCAUCAGACAUCUGCAGCAAUCUGAGGAGAAUUUCAACCCCAACUGUUCGUUCUGGAGCUACAGCAAGCGAACCAUGACUGGUUACUGGUCGACGCAGGACUGCCGCUUGCUAGGCAACAACAGGACACACACCACAUGCUCCUGUACACAUCUGACCAACUUUGCUGUCCUCAUGGCUCACGUGGAUGUAAAGAACACCGACCCUGUUCACGAAAUGCUUCUAGACGUCAUUACUUGGGUUGGCAUCCUCCUGUCGCUGGUCUGCCUGCUCAUCAGCCUUUUCACCUUCUGCUUCUUCCGUGGCCUCCAGAGCGAUCGCAACACCAUCCAUAAAAACCUGUGCAUCAGUCUGUUCAUUGCCGAGUCCCUCUUUCUGGUGGGGAUAAAUCGGGGUGACCAGCCGAUUGCGUGUGCUGUUUUCGCCGCCCUCCUCCACUUCUUCUUCCUGGCAGCGUUCACGUGGAUGUUCCUAGAGGGCGUGCAGCUCUACAUCAUGCUGGUGGAGGUGUUUGAGAGCGAGCACUCACGGCGACGCUACUUCUAUCUGGUGGGCUACGGGGUCCCAGCGCUAAUUGUGGCCGUUUCAGCUGCGGUGGACUACCGCAGCUACGGCACUGAUCGAGUUUGCUGGCUUCGCCUGGACACCUACUUCAUUUGGAGUUUCAUAGGACCAGCAACCUUGAUAAUUAUGCUCAACGUGAUCUUUCUGGGCAUCGCUCUCUACAAGAUGUUCCAUCACACAGCCAUCUUGAAACCAGACUCUGGUUGCCUGGACAACAUCAAAUCUUGGGUGAUCGGCGCCAUCGCCUUGCUAUGUCUGCUGGGCCUAACCUGGGCUUUCGGCCUCAUGUACGUCAACGAGAGCACAGUGGUGAUGGCCUACCUCUUCACUAUCUUCAACUCCCUGCAGGGAAUGUUCAUCUUCAUCUUCCACUGUGUGCUGCAGAAGAAGGUGCGUAAGGAGUACGGGAAGUGCCUGCGUACUCACUGCUGCAGCGGCAAAAGCGUGGACAGCUCCAUUGGCUCCGGCAAGGGCACCGCCUCGCGUGCUCCGGGACGUUAUUCGACGGGAUCGCAGAGCCGCAUCCGUCGAAUGUGGAACGACACGGUCAGAAAACAGUCCGAGUCCUCUUUUAUGACCGGGGACAUCAACAGCUCUGCAUCGCUCAACAGAGGGGCUAUGGCUAACCAUCUUAUACCUAAUGCACUCCUACGUCCUCAUGGCACUAACAAUCCCUAUAAUACAUUGCUUGGGGAAUCGGCAGUCUAUAACAACCCUCUGGGCAUGUACAACACACAAGAGCCCUACAGAGAGACAAAGGGAAUCCUGAACAAUGCCCGGGAUACAAGUGUCAUGGAUACUCUACCACUGAAUGGUAACCAUGGCAACAGUUAUAGCAUUGCCAGCGCUGAGUACAUGAGUGACUGCGUCCAGAUCAUUGAUCGGGGCUAUAACCACAAGGAGACGACCCUGGAAAAGAAGAUCCUAAAAGAGCUCACCUCCAAUUACAUCCCCUCCUACCUCAACAAUUCCCACGAGCGCUCAAGCGAGCAGAAUCGGAACCUCAUGAAUAAGCUGGUCAAUAAUGUUAGCAAUGGCGGCAAGGACGGCGGCUACGGGAUGGGCUUGGGCGUAGGGAUGGGCAUGAAUGUCGCGCUGGGCCUUGAUGACCAUUCCACCUUUGUCCCCCACCACGACGAAGGCCUCGGUUUGGAGUUGAUACGCGAGGAGUCGAACGCCCCGCUGUUGCCGCAGAGGCCGCCCCCAUCCCUGCAGGCGGUGGACAACCUUCACAAUCACCUCCACCAGUCGGCACCCCCACCCCUGCCGCUGCCUCACCACCCCUUCUCGUCCGCCAGCGCUUCCUCCUCGUCUCGAAGGAGGAUCCCCCAGGAGAACAGCGAAAGCUUCUUCCCUUUACUCACCAAUGAGCACACUGAGGACGAAGGCUCGUCGCCCAGCCACAGCCACCAGAGAGACUCCCUCUACACCAGCAUGCCCAUGCUGCCCGGCCUGCCCGACGUGUCCGGAGAAUCGGCAGACGGCUCCAAGGAGGGCGGCGACGCCAAGAGCCCGGAGGCCAGCUCGGACGACGUUUACUACAAAAGCAUGCCCAACUUGGGCUCACGUAACCACCUCCAUCAGCUGCAUUCCUACUACCAGCUAGGGCGGGGCAGUAGCGAUGGCUUCAUUGUUCCCCCCAACAGAGAGGAUCUAUCUCCAGAAGAGGCCCAGCAGGAGCCCUCGCACCUAGUCACCAGCCUAUAGGCCCGAACCCCCUCCCACCCGUGCCCAUUGUAUUCUCACAGUCCUCUACUCUUCCCCCGUGUGCCCUUGGUCCAUCAGUCGUUGGAAGUGGUAGCCUUUAUUCUCUUUAUUCUGUGUCCCGAAGACUGAGGCGGAGGAAGGAACUGUACCCUCGCUGUUACCGACCAUAAGCAGGAUAAUAAUUGCUACGAAUGCGGUGGUGGGGGGCGUCGUCGGCAGUUAAUAUGUGACUCUAUUUAGUUAGACACUGCAGAAGGUUGAUGUUGUGCCCCCUCUCCUCCACUUGUCGCCCCCCAACCCACACACCGAACACCCCACAACACCACAUCCACCCCAUCCCCGCCCCCUCCCAAACCCUGUGUGGUUUGCCGUGUUUUGUCUCGUUGUGAAAAGAGACAAUUACUCACACAGGAUUUUUAGGUCUCAGAGAUAUAGUGUUGACAGUCUACAGGAACUGCAUACCCCUAAAGUCUGAAACUGAAGACUUCACCAGAAUUAAAAUGAAACAAAAAACAAAAAAAAGACUAUUUUAUUAUACUUCUGUAUCUAUAUUGACUUUUUGAGAGAUUUUCUUCCUCUUUGGUGAGUUGCAGCACAUUUUGUUUGCUGAAGUGUCCCUUCAAUGAAAAAAAAGACAAAAACCACACAUAUACGCACACACAGAUACAUUUUGGACAGUUACCAUAAAGGAAUUAUUGAUUGUAUGCUUUUAAGCAUAACUGUUCUUUUUUUUUUGUUGUUGUUUGUUUGUUUUUGUUUCUUUCUUUGAUUUUACUGUAAUUCCAGUUGUUAAAAGAGGGAGAAAAAAACUAAUAAGAGAAUUGCGAGAUAUUUCUAUGUAACUGUACAGAUAACUAGCAUUGCACAUGAUAGUAUGCUUUUUUUCCCGUUCCAAGCGAACCCUUUUGUCUCUGUAAAUGUAGUGAUUAGGAGCAAUUUUGUUCUCUUGUGCUGGCCCUUCUGGGCUUUUGGUACCAGUCUGUUUUUUUUUUUCCUUUCUCUUUUAUCACUUUCUGAGAAAUGACCAUCGAAAUAGGAGCAAAAUCACACAAAAAAUACCACAAGAACACACUUAUCGUGCCGCAUUUUCGUGAACCGUAUUCACCUUUCUUUUUCAGGUCUGGUUUUUUUUUUUUUAAUUAUUAUUUUCGCCUGGUUCGUUUUCUCUUUCCUUUUCUUUUUUUUUUACUGUGUAGAUAGCAGAGCUCUGAUUCACAGAUUGUCAAGGAGACAGAAUCAGUCCAAUUUAAUCAGGAGGUGUCCCUCAGAAAGUUUAUAGUGCAUCCUGCAUCUAUAUUGGCAUUCAGAAAACGCUUGUGCUUCUCAGAAACAGAACAAAUUGAACCUUGAUGAGCACUAGACACUUGUGCAAAAAAAAAGAAAGAAAGAUGGCUGUUUUACUUAUUAAAGAAAGAGCUUUUGAAGUGAGAAAAACUGGGAGUGUUUUUCUUUUUCUUCCUCAAGGAGAAAAUCUAUUUAUUUAUUUGUUAAAUAAACAGUAAUAAAGGAUGGGAGCAAGUUUAGCAGCAAAAAGAAGUUUUUCUUAUUGGCUAUAAUUAUGGCUUCUUAUUUAUUCUUUUUUUUUUGUAUUGGUUUCCGAGUUGAAUGACCUCAUAACUAAUAUUUGUUGUAACAGUGAAACUUGUUUGCCAACAAAUAAAUUACUGAUUAAGAUUUAUCAUGUAGCUAUGACAAACGUGCUGGUGUUUUGUCUGAGUCCCGGGACACUUUUGUAUGGAUAACAGCCGAAGACCUCCAAAUAACGGAACGAUCGAGUCUUUUCUUACUUCUGAGUUCGUAUUCGUCAUUAGCCCUCUGUCCAUUUUAGUGCCAAGUCAGUUUUGGCCCCGGCAACAGUGGAUGUGCUCUGUAUGCUCUGGUCUGCUUUAUAAUAGAAGCAGUGGUUUCAU
Neolamprologus brichardi is the source of this 5030-nucleotide messenger RNA. NCBI's taxonomy places the organism in Eukaryota, Metazoa, Chordata, Actinopteri, Cichliformes, Cichlidae. The record is from RefSeq and is a predicted model, not a curated record.